UCAAAACCUCUUAUUCUGGUUUCAUCGCUUCAUAGCUUGUCGCUACAGCGCUAAUGAAAUAUUGGCCUUAAUCAUUGCUCUUGUUAUAAACGUUGCGUAUAUAAAAUUUUGUGAUUAUUGGUUAUUUAAUAAGUUUCUGCAAGAAAAAUGUACAAUCCCAUUUCAAAAGAUGAGCCUGAUAUUCCAGCUGCACUGGGUCUUCUUUCUCAUUUGAACAAUGAAGAACUGAAAGAGUUAUUGAACAAUGAUGACAAAUUCGAGGACAUUGUGAAAGAUAACAAACAGUUUAAAGACUUAGAAACCGAGAAAGAAAUGUUAAUUGCUAGUAACAGAUCGCUUGCUGAGUUUAAUCUGUCAAAGCAACCCCAAUUGGAUGAAAGUAAACAAAUAAUACGUGAACUUAGCGAGAAGGGAAAUCAAUUGUGUUCUAGUGUUCAAGAGAAGCUGGCUGAUGUCGCUAAUAAAUCUGGUGCAAUGACGGUUGAAUCGGCUUUGGAACUUCUGCAAGCAGCUGCUGCAGAAAUUGAAGAAGAAUCUGAGAAAUUGGCAGAAAAAUUCAUGGCUGGUGAUGUUGAAGUUGACGAGUUCCUCGAACAAUUUCUAUCACGCCGCAAAUUAAUGCAUUUGCGUAAAGUGAAAGUUGAUAAAAUGCGGGAGCUUGUAAGAAAACCAAUGAUGCAUGCAAACCCAGGUUAUCCAAUGACUAACAAUUUUCCUGGUAUUGGGCCAUCGGUACCUUAUCCAACUGGUCCUGUGUCAAUGCCAAUGCCAAUAAUGCCAAUGUAUAGACCCUAGUAGUUGCUAAUUUUAAUUCUGACAUUCAGUUACAUGAAGGAAAGGAUCUAUCUAUUAUUGGAAUGCUAAACGCAAUUUACUCAGUAACAAAUUUCCUCAUAGGACUUUGGAAACAAUCCAAUAUCAAGAUUUCAUUACAUUCUUAAUAAAACCAAUGCUAUUACUAUGCGGAACUAUAUUAAUGGCAUUGGCAUUUUUCAAGUAGUACAUGCGAAUGUAUGCAUACAUGUAAUCAUAAAUAUAUAGAUUUAGUUUAAGUUCAAUUUUCAAAUGUAUGAUUGACUACACAAAGGAAUUAUUCUCGAUAUAAUAACCAUGCAAAAAACUAAAUAAAAAUAUGAUGACAAAUGCUUAACAAGAACAGGCAUGUUUUUUCAGAUAAUGUCACUGGUUACCAUGCUAGGGAAUCUAAGGAACAAAACGUGUUAAUCUGUUAAUAAUAAACAUUUUUUUGAUAACGAACCACCGAUUGAAAUUUAUAUAAGCUUAAUGACACUCGGUGUUCUAUUUCUUUUUUUCUUUCGCAACAAGACAAAUUAUAUAAAACUGCAAUUACCACAAUAGAAUAAAUUUAUAAAAACAUUCAAUGUACAUUUAAUUAAAGAUAUUUUAUUUA
This is a messenger RNA of Orussus abietinus, 1411 nucleotides long. It is a transcript of the gene Vps37B, whose product is annotated as vacuolar protein sorting-associated protein 37B. The coding region runs from base 148 to 795 and encodes 215 amino acids. Lineage: Eukaryota; Metazoa; Arthropoda; Insecta; Hymenoptera; Orussidae. The transcript has 4 exons. The record is from RefSeq and is a predicted model, not a curated record. Gene Ontology annotation, biological process: protein targeting to vacuole; protein targeting to membrane; ubiquitin-dependent protein catabolic process via the multivesicular body sorting pathway. Gene Ontology annotation, cellular component: ESCRT I complex.